Orbicella faveolata is the source of this 2143-nucleotide messenger RNA. Its product is annotated as transcriptional coactivator YAP1-like. Gene Ontology annotation, molecular function: protein binding; transcription coactivator activity. NCBI's taxonomy places the organism in Eukaryota, Metazoa, Cnidaria, Anthozoa, Scleractinia, Merulinidae. The record is from RefSeq and is a predicted model, not a curated record. Gene Ontology annotation, cellular component: cytoplasm; nucleus. Gene Ontology annotation, biological process: positive regulation of transcription by RNA polymerase II; hippo signaling.
UUCCCGAUACUGCCCUUGGCAAGCUUCAUAACAGUUUUGACUAAUUACGGCGCGAGCGCUUCAGUUUUUGAUGCGUCAGUACCGUGCCACAGAAGACACACGACGUAGUACGAACACGAUUCACUGACAAUGGAGAGAAAGAAUAGCAACUGUGUUGUCCAUGUACGACAAGAUUCCGAUAACGACCUUGAAGCGCUCUUUCACGUCGUCAACAAGAACGCAGUGGCCAAAACGCAUCCCGAUCCGACCUCGUCGGCCAACUCUUUGCCGAUGCGCUUACGGAAACUACCUCCGUCGUUUUUUAAGCAGCCGCCGCUCGAUGGUACUUUGUCACCAGACCAGGACACUCCGACAGGGCUGAUCUCUCACUCUCGCGCGCACUCGUCGCCGGCAUCGCUAACAGUUCCUACAAGCCUGAAAGGUCCCCACUCCUUGAGCCCCGUCGUCCAUCAGCGAUCAACUUCCUUCGAUAACACAGCUUUACUCGAGGAACCAGCCCAGAUGCCGCCUGGUUGGGAAAUGAGAACAACGCCAAAUGGCCAACGAUAUUUCAUGAACCACUUCGAUCAAGUAACAACAUGGCAGGAUCCAAGAAAAACUCAGUCAACUUCUAACCUGAACAGCAUUCAACCAGCAGGCAAUUUGCCUGAUGGCUGGGAGCAGGCGAUUACGCCAGAAGGCGAUAUUUACUAUAUCAACCACAUUGAAAGAACAACAAGUUGGGUUGAUCCGCGAAUCGCAAUGCACUGCAGAAAUCAAGAAAACAUGCGCGGGCCGCAGCUACCUCCCGAGAUGAAUCGCCAUCGAACAAUGCAACUUCAACGUCUCCAAAGAGAACGGGAACAUCUUUUGAAGCGACAGCAGGAACUCCUGAAGCAAGAGAUAAGACUGAAACGUGAUAUUCUAGAAGAAGGUGGAACGAAGUCUUCUCUUCUCGGAAAUUUGACGCGAGAGGUGUCGUUGUUAUCGGCUCAGGAUCCCCCUGUGACAAGCGGAGGCCAUAUCAGGGAUGAAUCGUUCGAUUCUGGCCUCGGAAUGGGAGGUGGAAAUUACCAGUUUCACGAUGUGGACAUGAACGAUUCACAACCCAUGUUUGACGCGAAUUACAACUCUAAAGACAGUUCGUUCCGCACCGAGCCGGGUCGCAGACUGCCUGAGAUUCUCGACAGCUUGCCAGGCACAAAUGUCGAUUUGGGCGUGUUGGAGGGUACAGAUAACUCAUCAAACAUGGAAACCGACGAUCUCGGAGUAGGAUUGGAGUUCAACUCGGAGUUUAACGACGCGGUGGAAUCGGUGUUAAUUUCUCCGACCAAGAUCGCCGACAACUUUUUAACUUGGCUCUGAGUGUACCCAGAUCAUUUAUAGCUGAUAGUUUUUAAGGAUUUUUACAAGUGACAUUCUUAACAGAGUGUAAAAGUGAGUAUAUAGUAGCGUUAUUUAGCGAUCAAACCAUUUCUUUUUUACAUUUUUACAUACGCGUAAGAUUACUACUGUAAAAGAAAAAAACUUGUUUCGCAGCGAAACUUAAAGUUCGGCUCUUAAGUCGAAAUCAUAUAAAAGCUUAGGUUAUUGUUCUAGAUGGAAGGAUAAUAAGUAAGGAGCAGUAUAAUUUUUUGCCACAAGAUUAUCAUAGUUUUUUUUUUUUUUAAUAAAAAGUGCCUGUAAAUAGGAAUCGAGGCACUAACGCGUUUAAUGGCAGAGUUUAUCAACCCCGAUGUCUCCGCGCCGACCAAUUUGCCUUAUUCCUCCGACUGUUUUUUCUGAACUGCCGUUUGCAUAAUCGAAUGUGGUGUUAAAAAUAAGAUCCUUUUCUAAUUCCACCCACAAGCAACUCUUUUGUUCAUGGCUAAUUACAAAACAUCAAACGUGAGACCAACAGAAUGACUCUGCCAUUUUACGCAUAUAAAAAUCAUCCGUCAGCAAAAGCGUGGCUUGAAGCGUGCGGAUUUUAUGUUACCUGGCGUUGAAUCUUUUCACAAACGCGCUUUCUCGAUUGCGGCCACAAACCAGCGUUGCUUUUUGUUGGGCGAAUUGUAAUGGUUCAUUAAGCUGUAUACAGAAUAAUUGUGAUAAUUAGGGUAGAUCUCUUGUGUUGGUGGCCGUGUUUGUACUUCAAAAAGUUGAUUAUCUCUGCAAAAAAAAA